AUGAAAGAUUAAACUAAUAAAGAAAAUAAAUAAAAAGAGAUUAUUGGCAAUAAAUCUGAGUAUGAGAGGAAAAAUCCACAAUAAUUAAGUUAACUACAUGCUAAGGGAAAUCAAGUAGAAGUUAAAAUGAGUGAUCUUUAAGAUUUAUUCAAUGAUGAAGCCUAAAAAGAAUAACUAGAUUAGAAGAAUAUUUAAUCUAACAUCAAGAAAAAUCACAAUAAAUGGACUGUGAAUGUGUAAACUACUUAUCAUGACGGAAAACUAGAUGUUUUUCCUGUGUAUAGAACUGUUAGCUGCUCCAACGCUAAGGAUUUUAGGGAGAAUGACUAUCAUCCACAUUUUUCUCACCUAAAUAAUAAGCUUUAUGUCCAAGAUGCAAAGGCUAUUAUUGAUUUCUUAACAAAAUCUGAAGAUCAAUAGAAAAAUACUAGAUAAUUUAAGAAGAAAAAAUUUAAUCUAGUUUGA
This is a messenger RNA of Stylonychia lemnae, 465 nucleotides long. The record is from the annotation of a GenBank genome assembly. NCBI's taxonomy places the organism in Eukaryota, Ciliophora, Spirotrichea, Sporadotrichida, Oxytrichidae.